Messenger RNA from Pieris napi, 2442 nucleotides. Its product is annotated as glucose dehydrogenase [FAD, quinone]-like. The transcript is spliced from 5 exons. NCBI's taxonomy places the organism in Eukaryota, Metazoa, Arthropoda, Insecta, Lepidoptera, Pieridae. Gene Ontology annotation, molecular function: oxidoreductase activity, acting on CH-OH group of donors; flavin adenine dinucleotide binding. The record is from RefSeq and is a predicted model, not a curated record. Bases 342 to 2252 code for a protein of 636 amino acids.
ACAGAUAAAAAUAAUUAAAGUCAUUAACGAAUUAUUUGAGAAUAUUUUACGACGUUGUUGGCGCUAAAAAAUAAAAUAAAUGCGGGUAAGUGUAUGUGCAUUGGUAGGCGAUUCGAAGGGUACACGCUAUACUGGAUGCUGGGAUGUAUUCUAUGGAGACUCAUUUGCAGAUAAAUUCGGAGGCAAUUACUAAAGCAGCAAAUAAACAUAAACAACAAAAACUUAUUUUACAUAUCAUUUAUAUGCAAAUAAGACAAUAUUAACGACAGUGGUUUGAAAAUAACUCAGUUUUAUUUAGUAAGCUUAAUAAUAUAAUUUUAAUAAAAACAUUUCAAUAAAGUAUGUGGACUCCACCGGAUAUAAGUGAAGUGUGUGCGUCCACGCAUGGUAAUUUAACACAAUGUACAUCUAUUGGUCUAACAUAUCUAACACUGUUGGCACAAUUAUUUGGAAGGUCUGUUGAUGAUACAAAAUCAAGAGGUGAUAAUCCAUUCAUCUAUCCAACUUUAAAUGAUGGUUUUGAACAACGGACUUAUGAAGAAAGUAUACAUAUUAAAAGAAACGAAUAUGAUUAUAUCAUAGUGGGCGCCGGCUCAGCUGGAUGUGUCCUCGCUAAUAGAUUAUCAGAAAUAAAGCAGUGGAGGAUACUACUUCUAGAAGCUGGUGAAGAGGAACCUGAAGUCACUAGUAUACCUAGUGUGGCACCAUCAUUAUCAGAGUCAAAUAUAGAUUGGAAAUAUAAAAGUCAGCCUGAUGGAAGGACCUGUUUAUUGGGAAAAGGACAAGUUUGCCCUUGGUUUAGGGGUAAAACGAUGGGAGGAUCGAGCGCAAUCAAUUACAUGGUGUAUAUGAGAGGUAGUAGUCAUGACUAUGAUGAGUGGGCUGCCGAAGGUAACGAUGGGUGGAGUUAUGAGGAGGUCUUGCCGUAUUUUGAUAAAUCAAUAAACUUACGCGAUUCUGAGUCACUAGAAAAUAAUAAUUAUUAUGGAAUAGGGGGUGAAUUGAAUGUUGAACGAUUCUCCUACCUUGAUGCACCUUCGAAAUUAUUAGUCAAUGGAUUUCUUGAUAAGGGUUUGCCGAUGGUCGACUUAGGUCUUGAAAGUAAAGUUGGAGUCAAUAUUAACUUGUCAACUUCUAAAGAUGGAAAAAGACAAUCAACGAAUCAGGCUUUUGUAAAGCCAAUACGAGAUAAAAGACCAAAUUUGCACAUAAUCACAAAUGCUUUUGCUACAAAAAUAUUAAUUCAUCCGGCGAAUAAAGAAGCUUACGCCAUACAAUAUUUUAAGGAUGGAAAAAACUAUAAAGUCUUUGCAAAUAAAGAAGUGAUCGUUAGUUCAGGAGCAAUCAAUUCGCCAAAAUUACUUAAAUGUUCCGGUGUAGGUCCACGAGAUGAGUUGAAAAGUCUAGGUAUUCCUAUAAUCGCAGAUUUGAAAGUUGGUUAUAACCUUCAGGACCAUGUUACAACAAAUGCUUUGAUAUUAAAGUUUUCUAAUCAAUAUUCAACUGCAGUAAGCGAUAGUGAACUUCUUAAUGAGGUCAUAAAAUAUCGCAAUCAACCCGAGAAAAAGUCUGGACCCCUAGCUUCAACGACAACUAUAAAUAGCAUAGCUUUUAUAAAUACGAAAGGAUCUAAAGACGCUCCUCCAAACAUACAAUUUCAAUUUGAUGGUAGACGUGCUGCUGAAUAUAUGUCUGAUCAAACAAAUUAUAUGGCAACUAAUAUUCUUCCAUUAUCAUUUUAUGAUAGUGUUGGUGCAAGACCUUUAUUACUAAAACCAAGAAGUAGAGGUAACGUUAUGCUUAACAAAACUGACCCUAUAUUUGGACCUCCUUUAAUAUAUACUGGUUUCUUUCAAGUCCAGGAAGAUGUUAAUGAUUUAGUGGAUGCUAUGAGGUUUGUUGUUAGUUUAGAUGAGACAGAAGCUUUUAAAAAGAGCGGGACGAGUUUUGAUAAAACGCCUGUGAAAGGAUGCGAUCAUAAUGAGUGGGGAACUGAUGAUUACUUUAAGUGUUUAUUAAUUAAUUAUACUGACACUAUUUACCAUCCGGCUGGAACAUGUAAAAUGGGACCAGAAUGGGAAGAAGAUGCCGUGGUUGAUCCAAGAUUUAAAGUGUACGGAAUACGAAGAUUGCGAGUUGUUGACGCUUCCACUAUGAGAACCAUAGUUCGAGGUAAUUUGAACGCACCUACUAUAAUGAUGGCCGAAAAAGCAAGUGAUAUGAUAAAAGAAGACCAUAUAAUUAAUUAUUAAUCUUUGCCAAAAAAAAUAUUAGUAUAUAUAAGAAUUAAUGUGUACAAUUAUUAGAAAAAUAAAAGUUUUAUUACUACGUGAAAACUUUUCGGGAGAUAUUUUAGUAUAUUAUAGCUUUAGCCUUUAGAUUUAGACUUCUAUGUACAUGUUUUUUGUUUAAUUUCACCAGGAGUGAAUGAAUAAUUAAUAA